Ictalurus furcatus (blue catfish) is the source of this 1079-nucleotide messenger RNA. It is a transcript of the gene tnni1d, whose product is annotated as troponin I, skeletal, slow d. The record is from RefSeq and is a predicted model, not a curated record. NCBI's taxonomy places the organism in Eukaryota, Metazoa, Chordata, Actinopteri, Siluriformes, Ictaluridae. The coding region runs from base 16 to 618 and encodes 200 amino acids. Gene Ontology annotation, biological process: muscle contraction. Gene Ontology annotation, cellular component: troponin complex. The transcript has 6 exons.
UAAUUUGUCUUUGUCAUGGGUACCCUCUUCCAGGCACGUCCAAAAGGAAACCCAAAAGGUUUUGACAAGCCAAAAUGCAAGAUUUCGGCAUCUCGGAAACUCUCUCUCAAGAUGCUGCUCCUCAACAGAGCCAUGGAAGAGUUGGAGAAGGAGAAACAAGACAGGGAUGAAGAGAAAUCUCGCUACCUGGGAGAAAAAAUGGCUCCUCUACAACUAUCAGGGCUCAAACUGGAAGAUUUACAAAAACUGUGCAAACAGCUCUAUGAAAAGAUUGACAUUGUGGAUGAAGAGCGGUACGACUAUGAGGCUAAAGUGAUGAAGCAUAAUAAUGAUAUUCGUGAACUGAAGCUGAAAGUUGAGGAUCUGGGAGGUAAGUUUAAGAAGCCAGCUCUGAGAAAGGUACGCGUUUCUGCUGAUGAGAUGAUGCGAGCUCUACUGGGCUCCAAGCACAAGGGCUCCAUGGACUUGCGGGCCAACCUGAAGUCUGUCAAGAAGGAGGAUAUCAAACAAGAGAAGGUCCUGACUUCAGAGGUAGGUGACUGGCGUAAGAAUGUGGAGGCCAUGUCUGGUAUGGAAGGAAGGAAGAAGAUGUUUGAUGCUGCUGGUGGAGGCCAGUAAACUACAUCCAGAUGUAACCCUCUGGAGUCCUCUGGACAGAAGACUUAUAAGAUGGAGCAAAAGAAAAAAGUAACAGAACAAAGAAUGUUACAGUCUCUAGUUUUUAUUGAGCUUGGCUUAAUGAACAAAUUAUGGAAUAUUAUUGGCUUGAAGAUGACUUCACUUCACAGCUUUAAUUGCAUAUUUAUUAAAAAAUAAUAUGAAAUGUCCUGUUCUGAGUAACAUUAGGACCAUCUAAUCAACCUUAUAUACUGGAUGUAAGGUUAUAUCUUUAUUUCUUUAUUUAUUAAAACAGUUCAGAGAUAAUACAUAAUUUCCAUGGAUUCCAUGGUCCUAAGUGUAUUAUUACUGAAAUACAUCAUUGUAUAGAUGUAGCAGAGGUAAAGACACGAUGCCCAUGAAGGAUAUGUCUAUGUGCUGUGUGAAAGUCUUAAUUAAAGAUAUGAAGCAUGUAUAGAAUU